GCGGCUGGCGGCUAGUCAGGUGGACGGCAGACGGCGGCGGCGGCGGCCGGCGAGAGGGCAGGUCAUAUCGUCCCAAUAACCUUCACUGAAGAUCAGGUAAUCAGAAUCAGGACCAGGAAAAGCCCUCAAGUGCUCAGGAUCAGGGCGAGGAAGAACCUUCAAGUGCUCAGGAUGGGCUGGGAUGAGCUCCAAUACCAGAGCGGGUUCGGCAACGAGUUUGCCAGCACCGACCCGCGCUGCCCGGACGCCCUGCCCGAGGGACAGAACAACCCGCAGAAGUGUCCGUACGGCCUAUAUGCCGAGCAGCUGUCAGGCACUGCGUUCACAGCGCCUCGCGAGCACAAUCAGCGUACAUGGCUGUACCGCAUUCGUCCAUCCGUGUGUCACGAGCCUUUCACUCCGGUCAAGGAGUGCAACAAAACGACUAUCGACUGGGAGCAGGAAGCCCCAGACCCCAACCAGAUGCUGUGGCGGCCGUUCGCCCUGCCGGACGGCGAGGUCGACUUUGUAUCCGGCCUGCACACGGUAUGUGGCGCCGGCCACCCGCGCGAGCGGCACGGCUUGGCUGUCCACGUGUACCUUUGCACCGCCCCCAUGGGCGACAGCUGCCUCUACAACAGCGACGGGGACUUCCUCAUCGUGCCGCAGCAGGGCGAGCUGCGGAUCACCACGGAGAUGGGGCGGCUGCGCGUCAGGCCCAACGAGAUCUGCGUGGUGCCGCAAGGCGUGCGCUUCCACGUGGCCGUGAGCGGGCCCAGCCGCGGCUACGUGCUCGAGGUGUACGACGGCCACUUCCAGCUUCCAUACCUGGGGCCGAUUGGCGCUAACGGGCUGGCGAACCCGCGCGACUUUCUGUCGCCGUGCGCCUGGUACGAGGACCGCGACGUGGCCGGUUACCGCGUUCUCUCCAAGUACCAGGGUCGCUGGUUCGAGGCCCGCCAGGACCACUCGCCGUUCGACGUGGUCGCCUGGCACGGCAACCUGGCGCCGUACAAGUACGACCUGGCCAAGUUCAUGGUCAUCAACGCCACCGCCUUCGAUCACGCAGACCCGUCCAUCUUCACGGUGCUCACGUGCCAGUCGACGCAGCCUGGUGUGGCGAUCGCGGACUUCGUCAUCUUCCCGCCGCGCUGGGCCGUCCAGGAGCACACCUUCAGGCCGCCCUACUACCACAGGAACUGCAUGUCCGAGUUCAUGGGGCUCAUCUACGGCAACUACGAGGCCAAGGAAGAGGGCCUGCAGCCGGGCGGCGCCACGCUGCACUCCAUGAUGACACCGCACGGUCCGGACGCCAAGUGCUUCGAGGCGGCGAGCAACAGCGAGCUGAAGCCCGUCCACAUCGCUGGCGGCACGCAGGCUUUCAUGUUUGAGAGCUCUUUGGGCCUGGCCAUGACGUCCUGGGGCCACCGGACCUGCAUGAAGACCAAUCCAGACUACUACAAGUGCUGGCAGACGCUGAAGAAGCACUUCACGCCUCCCGCCAUUGGAACGCCGGAGGAAUAGACCAGCGCCUGGGACCGGACCAGACAAGACCCAUGAUAUCGGAACAAACAAAACGGACACUUCAUCACAGCCCCUGGCGGACGUCCGACCUACGCUACACAAUCGUCCGACCUACGCUGCACAAUCGUCCGACCUACGCUACACAAUCGUCCGACCUACGCUGCACAAUCGUCCGACCUACGCUGCACAAUCGUCCGACCUACGCUGCACACGCCAUCGUCGCCAUUCACACGGCAUGACCGCUGGACUAGCCGCAGCGGCGCUGCCAGGGGAGAGGGCUAGCCUGGCUGCCGUGCUGUGGGUUGCGCUGGGGCGGCGGUGGCCUCGGGCGGCUGAGGCGUGGCCAGCCCUCGGGGUGGGACCAGCGGGUUCUGUGGAGGCGGCGCCAGCCAGCUGAUGUCGCCGGGCAGGACACGGAGACCGCAGUGCCGCGCCACCGACUGCGCUUAUCGGCUGCCGGAGCCUGGCUCCCGAAACUGCCUAGCGGGGCCACUGCCAGAGCCUGGCUCCAGCCCAAUAUUAUUAAGCACACAGUCCUAGCGGAGCCAUAAAUCGUGUACCGGGAUGAGUAAUGAUCCAUAUCAUGUGCGCGCUAGCAUUGAUUGUACUUCCACUUAUCAGCAACCGUUUGUGCGCACGUCAGCUUUAUUUAAAAAGCAGUGGAGUGAGAUUACGAGGCGGCUACUGCUAUUUGACCACCGAAGGAGCACUGAUCAUGCGCUAGAGUGCGCACUCAUUUAUAGCAGAGCUCUGCAUAUUGUGACAUAACCCCUAUUAUCACCCCCACGGACUGUCCUCCAACGCGCCCGUCUUGCCCGAGUGGUGUUCAAGACACUGGCCGUAAGCCGCCGGCCCGCGGCCGGGCGGGCAGAGCGACAUCGACUAGCAUUCCCGGUAAUAAGCCGAACCUGCGCGUUCACCGUAGGCUUACGGCAACGCCUCAGUGUCAGCGCUCAUGGCUUGUCUGGGAGAUUUUUAUGUCUGGAAGAUGUUUGUCGUUGUCCACCCAAGUUAAGUCGUCUAAGGGUGAUGGGUUUUGGAGCAUAUCAAUAUGUGGCCUACCGGCAGUAAGGUCACCUAUUAUGUACUAAGCGCGAGUGGCGACUGCGAAUAGCUGGUGCUUAACAAAGUGACGAUGUUGUAAUAAACUAAGUAAUGUUGCGCGUCAUACUGUAUCGCUAACUAAUAUCACAUCAUCUGGUUGGGCCGAAGACGUGCAAUAAACCGAUGUCACGCUG
Pollicipes pollicipes is the source of this 2741-nucleotide messenger RNA. Its product is annotated as homogentisate 1,2-dioxygenase. The coding region runs from base 172 to 1503 and encodes 443 amino acids. The transcript has 10 exons. The record is from RefSeq and is a predicted model, not a curated record. NCBI's taxonomy places the organism in Eukaryota, Metazoa, Arthropoda, Thecostraca, Pollicipedomorpha, Pollicipedidae. Gene Ontology annotation, molecular function: homogentisate 1,2-dioxygenase activity. Gene Ontology annotation, cellular component: cytoplasm. Gene Ontology annotation, biological process: L-phenylalanine catabolic process.